AUGGCGAGCAUCACUUACGACGUGUCUCAUCUGUAUGCGUUUAUCGAUAAGCUCUCGGACCUCAGCUGUCUUAUUUUGAACACGGAGACAUGCCAGUACGUACCUCAUAACAAGGACUGGAUCAAGGAGAAAAUCUUUGUCAUGCUGAGGACCCAGGCCAAAAAUGAAUGA
Messenger RNA from Ostertagia ostertagi, 171 nucleotides. The record is from the annotation of a GenBank genome assembly. Lineage: Eukaryota; Metazoa; Nematoda; Chromadorea; Rhabditida; Trichostrongylidae.